This is a messenger RNA of Durusdinium trenchii, 177 nucleotides long. The record is from the annotation of a GenBank genome assembly. NCBI's taxonomy places the organism in Eukaryota, Dinophyceae, Suessiales, Symbiodiniaceae.
AUGAAGCGCAUCGAUGCCAUCGCAAAGAACUAUGUCUUUAGUGUGUCCGUCUUCACCACUGCGGCGAUGUCUGCUGUGGUGCUUCGACUGUGGCCUCCGUGGCAGUUCUACCUGGGUUCCAGCAUUUGUGUCGCUGGGUGCAUCACUUCGGAAGGUGUCUGCCGUAUGUCGUGUUAG